Staurois parvus is the source of this 366-nucleotide messenger RNA. The record is from the annotation of a GenBank genome assembly. NCBI's taxonomy places the organism in Eukaryota, Metazoa, Chordata, Amphibia, Anura, Ranidae.
CUGGGGAGAGCGGAUAUAGUGAAUACUGGGUCCGGGGAGACCAGAUAUAGUGAAUGCAGGGUCCGAGGAGACCAGAUAUAGUGAAUGCAGGGUCUUGGGAGACCAGAUAUAGUGAAUGCAGGGUCUGGGGAGACCAGAUAUAGUGAAUGCAGGGUCCUGGGAGACCGGAUAUAGUGAAUGCAGGGUCUGGGGAGACCAUAUAUAUAGUGAAUGCAGGGUCCGGGGAGACCGAUAUAGUGAAUGCAGGGUCUGAGGAGACCGGAUAUAGUGAAUGCAGGGUCCGGGGAGACCAGAUAUAGUGAAUGCAGGGGUCUGGGGAGACCAGAUAUAGUGAAUGCAGGGUCCUGGGGACCAGAUAUAGUGAAU